AUGGAGCCAAUCGAGACUCUCGCCCAACGAUGGCUCGAGCAAGACAAGGACGAAACAACACGAGCUGAGAUCGAAGACCUGCUCAGCAAGAACGACACUCAAGAACUGGAAAGCCGUCUGCGGACACGCAUCGCCUUCGGAACCGCAGGACUACGAUCAUCAAUGAAAGCCGCAAUCGGCUACGACGCCCGCUACAACUCCGAGAAGUUCGCCCGCCUCGCAGCCGCAGCUUUCCUCACCGCCGGCCUCAGCGUGCUCUGGUAUGGCCAAAUCGUCCACACGCCCUGCGUUCCCUUUGCUGUCAACCACUACCACGCCGCAGCGGGAGUAAUGGUGACAGCGAGCCACAACCCCAAAAACGACAACGGCUACAAAGUCUACUGGUCCAACGGCAGUCAAAUCAUCCCACCCCACGACUCCGGCAUCGCAGCCUCCAUCGAUGCCAUCACGCAAAUCUCCACCUGGGACACCUCCCUCGUCGACACCCAUCCCAGUGUGCAGCGCAUCUACCCCGAAGCCUCGGAACUGUACAUCUCCCGCGUGCGCGAGCUCGUUUCCCCUCUGCCUUCCGACCUGCAAUCUAUUCCAUUCACUUACACAGCCAUGCACGGCGUCGGCCUCCCCUGGAUGCGAAAAGUCGCCUCCCUCCUCCACCUCAGCGACUCAAUGCACGAAGUCGCAGCUCAAUGCCACCCCGACCCGGAAUUUCCCACCGUGCCGUUCCCUAACCCAGAAGAAGCCGGUGCUCUCGCCCUCGCUAUGCGUGAAGCCGACGCGAACGGCACACCUCUCAUCCUCGCCAACGACCCGGACGCAGACCGUUUCUCUGCCGCGCAGAAAUUGGAAAGUGGAGAGUGGAUACAAUUCACCGGAAACCAACUGGGGAUCCUCUUCGCCUCUUUCGUCCUCGAGUCAUAUACAGGAGACCGCUCAAAAUUGGCUAUGCUGGCAUCUACCGUCUCCAGCCGUAUGCUCUCCUCCCUCGCCAGCCAGGAGGGAGUUCAUUACACCGAAACCCUCACUGGUUUCAAAUGGCUCGGAAAUGUCGCGCAAACCCUCGCAACUCCAGGUCUCGAACCGGUCUUCGCAUUCGAAGAGGCGAUCGGGUAUAUGUUCCCCUCGAUAGUAUGGGACAAAGACGGCGUCGCUGCGGCAGCGGUCUUCCUUACCGCAUGUCGGGCGUGGGAGAAGGAGGGUCUCACGCCGUGGGGGAAAUUACAGCAACUGUACGAACGAUAUGGAUACUUCGUGGACGCGAAUACAUAUCUCAUCUCCCCAUCUCCCGACGUCACGGGGAAAGUCUUCGGCGACAUUCGUGUUCUGAACAGCGGUUCUCGCCCGGAAAUGUUGGGGAACAGGAAGAUUCUACGGUGGAGGGAUCUCACGACGGGAUAUGAUAGUGGUACGGCGGAUCAUCUUCCCGUCCUGCCUGUGGAUGCGAGCGCGCAGAUGAUUACGUGUGAGGUGGAGGGUGUGGUGUUUACGGUGCGAGGGUCGGGGACGGAGCCGAAGAUUAAAUUGUAUAUUGAAGCGAAGGGUACGAGCCAUGAGGAGGCGGAAGGGGAGGCGGAGGGGGUGUUGAGGGAUUUGUUGGGGGAGUGGUUCAGGUUGGAGGAGUAUGGGUUGAGACUGGCGGGGACGUGA
Zymoseptoria tritici IPO323 is the source of this 1644-nucleotide messenger RNA. RefSeq lists its product as uncharacterized. Gene Ontology annotation, biological process: purine ribonucleoside salvage; carbohydrate metabolic process. The transcript has 2 exons. Gene Ontology annotation, molecular function: phosphopentomutase activity; magnesium ion binding. The record is from RefSeq and is a predicted model, not a curated record. Lineage: Eukaryota; Fungi; Ascomycota; Dothideomycetes; Mycosphaerellales; Mycosphaerellaceae. Bases 1 to 1644 code for a protein of 547 amino acids.